This is a messenger RNA of Carya illinoinensis, 912 nucleotides long. RefSeq names its product zinc finger BED domain-containing protein RICESLEEPER 2-like. Bases 1 to 912 code for a protein of 303 amino acids. Gene Ontology annotation, molecular function: protein dimerization activity; DNA binding. The record is from RefSeq and is a predicted model, not a curated record. The transcript is spliced from 2 exons. Lineage: Eukaryota; Viridiplantae; Streptophyta; Magnoliopsida; Fagales; Juglandaceae.
AUGGGGAAUGUGUUGAGGGAAAAGUAUAUGCACAUGAGAUGUUGUGCUCAUAUUCUAAACCUUGUCGUGAAUGAGGGUCUUAAGGAGUGUAAUGACGCCAUUACAAUAGUUAGAAAUGCGGUUAGAUAUGUGCGCUCCUCCCCUGCAAGGUUAGAGAAGUUUAAGAGAUGUGCAGAAAAGGAGAAAAUUGAUAGUAAAAAAAUGUUGUCCCUUGAUGUGCAAACCCGAUGGAAUUCAACUUACAUAAUGUUGGAGGCGGCUGAAAAUUUUGAGAAGGCUUUCAGGUGGAUGGAGAGUGAGGAUCACAAUUUUCUCUCUUACUUUAAGGAUGGAAACAUUGGACCUCCUAGAGCUAAGGAGUGGGAGACAGUGCAGGUAUUUGUAAAAUUUUUGAAAAUGUUUUAUGAUGCCACUUGUAGAUUUUUUGGGUCUUUGUAUGUCACCGCAAAUACCAGUUUUUUGGAGAUUUGUGUGCUUCAAAAAGAGUUGGUUAGGCUGAGUGAAAGUGAUAAUAAUUGUUUGAUGAAUAUGGCCGUGAGCAUGAGAAUUAAAUAUGAUAAAUAUUGGGGUUCAUUGGAUAGGAUGAACUUGAUGUUGUUGAUUGCAGUUGUGCUUGAUCCACGUAAUUUGUAUGCGGAGUAUAAUGAUGCUUUCAGUUCUAGCUCGGUUAACUCGACUGAACAUGUUCCCCCUCUGCCAUCUACAUCCACAAAAGUUAGUGAAGACAAUCAUGAGUCACAAUUUUUUGCUGAGUGGUUGCUAGCAUCGAGUGCCUCUGGAUCUACAUUUGCCAAAAUAGAGAUUGACCGGUAUUUUUCAGAUGGUUGUGAGGCAUUCAUCCAAUCUUUUGACUUGGUGAACUGGUGGAAAGUUAAUGAGCCUAAUUAUCCUAUUCUUGCGAGGAUUGCAUGA